Messenger RNA from Priapulus caudatus, 651 nucleotides. RefSeq names its product voltage-dependent T-type calcium channel subunit alpha-1H-like. The record is from RefSeq and is a predicted model, not a curated record. Gene Ontology annotation, molecular function: low voltage-gated calcium channel activity; voltage-gated sodium channel activity. Gene Ontology annotation, biological process: neuronal action potential; membrane depolarization during action potential; sodium ion transmembrane transport. Lineage: Eukaryota; Metazoa; Priapulida; Priapulimorpha; Priapulimorphida; Priapulidae. The transcript has 6 exons. Gene Ontology annotation, cellular component: plasma membrane; voltage-gated sodium channel complex; neuron projection.
AUGAAGUCGGACAUUAUUCCCAUCAACCCCACCAUUAUCCGCGUGAUGAGAGUGCUGCGGAUAGCACGAGUAUUGAAGCUGCUAAAGAUGGCAAAGGGCAUUCGAGCUUUGCUAGACACUGUUUGACAGGCCCUGCCGCAGGUGGGGAACCUAGGACUGCUCUUCUUUCUCCUCUUCUUCAUCUUUGCCGCGCUCGGCGUUGAGCUGUUUGGAAGACUAGAAUGCUCGGAGGACCAUCCCUGUGAAGGCCUCAGCGACCACGCCCACUUUAAGGAAUUUGGCAUGGCCUUCCUGACACUGUUCCGCGUAGCGACCGGCGACAACUGGAAUGGCAUCAUGAAGGAUACGUUACGGGACGGCUGCAACAGUGAAGCGGAGUGCAGGGUUAACUGCUGUGUCAGUCCAUUCGUUGCCCCCAUCUACUUCGUCGUGUUCGUACUCAUCGCUCAGGUUUGUCCUGGUGAACGUGGUCGUGGCUGUGCUCAUGAAACAUCUCGAGGAAUCACACAAGCUGAUGGAGGACGAGGCGGAGAUCGACGAGGAGAUACAGCGGGAGCUCGACGACGAAGCAGCGCUCAUACGCGAGCAGAGGAUGAUAGCAGUGGCCGCUGAUAGACAGGCGCAACUGGCGGAUCGACCAUGACGCCGACG